Naegleria fowleri is the source of this 1182-nucleotide messenger RNA. RefSeq lists its product as uncharacterized. Gene Ontology annotation, molecular function: metal ion binding. Lineage: Eukaryota; Heterolobosea; Eutetramitea; Acrasida; Naegleriidae. The record is from RefSeq and is a predicted model, not a curated record. The annotation marks the transcript as partial. The transcript has 2 exons. Gene Ontology annotation, biological process: proteolysis.
UUAUUGCUUCCAGGAUUGGCUCCUGAUUUUGCUCCUUACUGUGGAUUUGACUCGAGUGUUGGUGAUCCAAUAUUCACGAUUGGAGCUCAAGGUAUUGCUAAGGAUCAAGUUGAGGCCGUAGAGAAGGCCAUCGACGAUACAUUCCAUGAAGUAAUUGAGAAUGGAAUUGAUCAAGGACUGAUUGAUACUGUUCUUCAUAGCUUGGAGUUGUCCAUCAAGAAAAAGUCUCCAAACUUUGGUGUCAAUAUUUGUUUUCCAGUGUUCUCAAAUUGGAUUCACAAUGAUGAUCCAAUUAGCACAUUCAAAAUUAACUAUUACUUGGACAGACUGAGAAAGGAAUUGGAAAAUCCAAACUUCUUCAAAGAUAAGAUUAAGAAAUACUUCCUCAAUAAUACUCAUAAGGUCAUCUUUGUGAUGAAUCCAGAUCCCAAUUACUUUGAUAAGCAAGCCAUGGAAGCAGCAAAGCUCGACUCAAUUGUGAUGGCGCUUUCUGACUCUGACAAGACACGAAUCGUUGAGGAAUAUAAGGAAAUGGAGGAAACCAAAGUUGAGCAGGCAAAGAAUGUUGAGAUUUUACCAACAUUAACUGUAGAUGAUCUUUCGAGAAAAAUUAUUGAUGUACAAAUGGUUCAACUCGUGAAGGAAAAAGCCGAGCCUGAAUUUCAUAUGAAUGUUGUGAAAGGUACCAAUGGAAUUAUUCACGUGACAUCCAUAGUUCCAUUCUCUCUUGGCGAAGUUCCAGAACAUUUACAAAAAUCGUUCCAAUAUUUGGAGAUUCUCGAAAAAAUCGAUGAAUUUUCGUUUGCUCUCAAAUUUUCCUCUUAUUGUUUGGAACGAAAUGCAGAGAAAAUGGUCGACUUGAUGAGAGAAAUUUACACAGAUGUGAACUUCCUUGGAGAUUUGAAUUUCUUACAAAAUUGCAUUGAUCAAGCUGCAUCUGAUGCUGCAAGUGGAAUCUUACACAGUGGACAUCACUAUGCCAAAACUCAUGCUGCUGCUAACAUUUCAUUCUAUGAUUCAUUGAUUAAUGCCACGAGUGGAAUUGAUGCCAUGAGGUUCUUGAAACAGCUCUCCACGGAAGCCAAUACUGAACUCAUUGCCACCUCACUUCAAGAACUUGUGCCUUAUUUAUUGAGAAAGAAAGAUGAAAAUUCUCAUUACCUGCGAAGAGCACCAACGUGA